This is a messenger RNA of Colletotrichum lupini, 1875 nucleotides long. RefSeq lists its product as uncharacterized. The coding region runs from base 1 to 1875 and encodes 624 amino acids. Lineage: Eukaryota; Fungi; Ascomycota; Sordariomycetes; Glomerellales; Glomerellaceae. The record is from RefSeq and is a predicted model, not a curated record. The transcript has 2 exons.
AUGGAUUCUUUCUUCCUCCCAAAUUACGGCGCAAAUCCCUCCAUCGUAAGGCUGAAUGCCAUCGAUGAUGAAGAAAUGCCCGACUCCAUUCCGUUUACCACUUCGCCAUUUCCUGAUAUCCUUGUUUCAACACCCGAUGCGGCUGAAAUGACAGUAUUUUCUACAUCUCACAACGGCUUCUCUGAUUCAGCAAUGCUCGGCUUCCUGCCUGCAGACCCCUUUGCAGUUCAACCCUCGCCCACCUCGUCACCAAUGCUUAGGCCUCCCACCGACAGAACUGGGAGCCCGUCAACGACGCCAUUCAGCAUGGAUGUCUUGCAGUCAACACUCGGAAGAGAUUUUCCCCAGCCAUCGUGGGGUAUUCUGACUGAUGGACCAGCUGGUCCCAUCGACAUAUCACCUCUCCUCCCUGGUACUCCAGCAUUCCUGAGUCCCCGACCAAAUUCUCUUGCUAGGUCGGCUACGAGCUCAGCCUCCCCGAAAAGAUCUCCAUCUGUAACCAAUGAAGAGUGGGAACGUCUCAAGAAGGACAUCAAACGGCUAUACAUGGAAGAAAGCUUCACGAUGCAGGAUACCGUGAAGAUCUUGCGUGAACAAUUCAACUUCUGUGUGACGCGUUGCCUAGAGAAGUGGAAUUGGAGGAAAAAUGAUACCGAGUCUGCUCGGCAGCUUCGUCGGGACGGCAAGAGCCCAGUAACCCCCAACAAGAAGACAGCACGACAGCAACGCCGGCCACCCAUCAACAGCACUAGUAGCCUGCUUGCUGAGAUCUCUGCUCGAACAUGCGGGCUUUGUGAAAAGCUCCUGCACUGGGUUAAAAGUCUCAUCUUCAGAUCCUCGAAAGAAGACGUGGAGUGGCGCCAGCUGAAUCGCGUUGGUCGUCUGCCAGUCUUCGGACAAGAACUCACUUCUCAGGUCGCCGUCGGCCUGGAGCACUUCGCUUCUGGCGAUCCCGACAGUGGAUUCCCCGUACUGAGCCACAUGUUUUGGGACCUCGGAGAUUUUGUCAGGAAGAGCGACAUCACUAUAUACGCGACCUUGCUCUUGGAUAUACCCUCCAUAUUCUAUGAGUUCAAAAACGAGGUUCCUUUUCUCAACAAAUACUUUCUGUAUCUGCACAGUUUGUUUGGAGAGUUUCAAAAAGGCGAUAGCCCAAUCGCAAACGCGGUGCAGGCGAUGGGUCAGCUCACAGCCAUGGACUUCGAUCAAGCUCGAGGCUGCUUAUCACAACUCUACCGGGUCGUCGCCGAUGCUUACGAAGAAAUCCAGGGGCGCGACACAUUUGAUAGCAUCGAACGGCAUGUGGAGGCGAUCAAUGCUACUGGAAGCACUCCAGAUACACAGGAGGUAGGACGAAUCAUCACUGCUCUCGACAACAUGCAGAUACUCGCCGCCUCACAUCAAGGCCAGCUCCAGUCGCCCAACAUCAUCGAGUAUGAACUCUGGAAGAUUGAGCUUCUGCGGUCAAUUGAGACCGGCAAUCAGUUCGUGAGUCGUUGCAAUAGACUCCUGGAGAGUAUCGCAACCGUUGCUAUCGACAAAGAAUGGCGGCUUUGGGAGCCUUGGCUGCUCUGGAUUUGUGGAGAGGUCAUGUACGAGCUUUGCAGAUUCUUCGACAAGGUUGGCAACGACGAAGAGUGGGCGGAAAAUCUGGAAGGCUGCAUUUUACGGUUUAGGUGUGCGAUAACCAUGGACGAGACCUGGGAAGAGUUGCUGGGAUGGAGGGUUGUGCUUUACCGUCUUCAAUUGGUUGAGUUCUGGACAGAAGCAGGAAAGCCGGAGCAGGCUGAGAAGCACAAGCGAUGCAUCAGAAACUCGGCUUGCUGGGAAGCAAUGUUGAGAGAGCACGCGGAGCUACCUUCUUUCUUUGAUUGA